AUGGGACGGAUUGGGAGAAUUGCCGCUUGCCUCGCUCUCGCCGAAGUCGGCCGGAGUUGUCUUGGCGCCGGUCCCGGGCACAAAUCUGUCGAAUCUUUCACUGUGGCUGAAGCCGCUGCACCUGUACCAGUCGACGCAAAGCUUGCAUGGUGCUACGAGCUGAACGUGGACUUCCGAAGCCAUGACGUGGAGAAGGUUGAAGACGCGGGCAUCGCCACUCCGAAUCUGUGUCAGGCCAUGUGUGCGGUAUCACCCUCCUGUUACUAUUGGACUUGGGUUCCCCAGACAGGUAGCUGUUACCUGAAGGACCAGCUUGCCCCCCAGAAUAGAGUGCAAGAUGACACCGCCAAGGGCAUGGUAUCGGGUCCGAAGACGUGCGGGCCGUCUCCGACGAUCUGCUUGGAAUAUGGGGUUGACUACGUGGGGUACGAUAUCGAGAAGGUGGAGACGGGCGGCGUUCAAUACGCACAGGAGUGCCAGCGUCUCUGCUAUGAGAAAGAGGGUUGCUACUUUUUCAGCUGGGUCUCGGAAACGCGAAACUGCUACCUUAAGGGACCAGCUGCCUUGACAGGCCGCAAGCUCGACUCUACGACCGUUGGCAUUGUGUCUGGUCCGAAGACGUGCGGGAGCAUCAUCCAACCCCUCCCUCCAAGCUCUGGUUCCUGCUACGAAAGCGGCGUGGACUACACAGGCUUCGACGUAGAAAAGCUCGAGACAACAUCCAAGAUCUCGCCACAACAUUGCCAAAUGGCCUGCUUUCAGCAUGCUCAGUGCUUCUACUGGACAUGGACGCCAACGUCGGAAGGCAACUUCUGUUACCUGAAGUCUAAUCUCGCUCCCAUUGGCAAGAGAAGAACGCCUGAAACCCAGUCGUUCGUGUCCGGACCGAAACGCUGCCCGUCCUCUGGCUCAACACAAACGUGCUUUGAGAACGAUUUUGACUACUACGGGAACGAUAUUGAGAAGAUAGAAGACGGCAGCAUUCAAAGUGACAUCGCCUGCCAGCAGGCAUGUGCACACCUUAAGGGAUGCGCUUUCUUUACAUUCAGUAGACAGCAGAAAUGGUGCUACUUGAAAUCUUACAAAGCACUAGCAGGACGUCGCGCAAGCAGUGUUACCGGCGACUUGGUCUCGGGCCCGGCACACUGUUCUUACUUCCAGAACCCAGACACCUCUUUGAACUGCUACGAGCAGGACGUCGACCUGGUUGGUUCUACCUUGAAAGUUGUCAGCAUUGGAAGGGUCACAUCGCCGGUGAUGUGCCAACAACUGUGCGGUCUCUGGGGAAUGUGCAUGUAUUUCACAUGGUCAUCGCUCGACAAGAGCUGUGCACUGAAGACUGGAACAGCACUGCAUGGCUGGAAGAAGGAUGAAACUACAAAGGGACUCGUCUCAGGACCCAAAAAGUGUGGAGAGUCGCAAGUUCCUUGCCAGGAAGCUGGCGUCUCUUACCCGGGUUACAACAUCAUGCGCAUCACCAGCGGACACGUCCGCAGUCCCGCAAUGUGCCAGAAGCUUUGCCAGACAACGCCAGGUUGCCGCUAUUGGACGUGGCAGCCAACGGACAAUGCCUGCGAGCUGAAAGGCAGAGCGGCACUUACUGGUCGUCAGCAGAAUGAUGAAACAAGACAGAUGAUUUCGGGGCCCAAAUUCUGCUCUGCAGUCACCGCUGGUUGCUAUGAAGUCGAUGUGGACUACUGGGGUAAUGACAUUCAAAAGCUCGAAGACGAACUUGUGGCAAGUCCGAGCAUCUGCCAAGGAUACUGUCAAAGAAGAACAGAUUGCAGGUUCUGGACGUGGGUUAGCGCGACACAGAGCUGCUAUCUGAAGAAUGUGAAUGGCGUCUACGGUCGUCGUCGAGACUCCACCACAGGCGGCAUGGUCUCCGGCCCAGCCUUCUGCCCUCAGCAGCCACAGUGCUUCGAGGAUAGUGUGGACUACACAGGAUACGACCUGGAAAAAGUUGAAACAGGAAAAAUCACGACUCCUGCAAUGUGCCAGACACUAUGCCAGCAACGGGAUCUGUGCCGCUACUGGUCGUGGGUCAGCCACACAAAAAACUGUUAUUUGAAGGGCCAGUUCGCUCUGAUGGGAAGGCGCGACGAUUCGUCAACGUCAGGCAUCGUCUCUGGACCCCAGUAUUGCACGACGACGCCGACAGAAUGCCACGAAUACGGCUACGACUACUCGGGGCACGACGUGACAAAGAUCGUCUCUGGGUCGGUGAAGUCCCCCAAUACAUGCGAAACUCUCUGCGAGCAUGAGCCGGAUUGCUUCUUCUGGACAUGGGAUAGAAAGGAAAACAACUGUUACUUGAAAGACCAAUACGCGCCACACGGCCGGAUUCAAGACUCUCGUACCGUGUCCCUCAUCUCUGGUGGCCUUGGAUCGAGCAACACGUUCAAGGGUCGAUUCUCUGACGCCUGCGUCGAGGAUGAGGUCGCGUACGCUGGUUAUGAUUUGCCUACAUCUGCUACCGUUGUCGGAACGAGCCUGGGAAACGUUCGCGGGAAACAGAACGGCUCUUUCGUCUGUCAGACUAUGUGCCGGGCGACACAGUCGUGUUUCUACUGGUCUUAUGACCAGGCCGCAAACCGAUGCUUCUUGAAAAACCAAUACGCGCUUCAGGGACGCGUGCGCAAUGAAUCGACCAAAAACUUUGUUUCGGGCAGUCGCGAUUGCGUGCCCAAACCCUCACAGUGCCACGAACUGGAUGUCGACUACCGUGGAUACGACCUCAAGAAAAUCGAGACGCAGCAGAUCCAGUCGUACCACGUAUGCCAAGAGAUUUGCCGUGUCACCGACGGCUGCCAUUACUGGACGUGGUCCAGUCAAACCUUCAACUGUUACCUCAAGACUGACCACGCCUUCAGCACGCGCGUCGAAGACCAAUUCAGCGUCGGUCUCGUGUCUGGACCCAAGAGAUGCGCCCCUGCUGGAGCAAGCUGUUGGGAAUACGGUGUGGACUUCUACGGUUACGAUAUUCAAAAGAUCGAAGAUGGCUCGGUAAUUUCGGCUGCCCUUUGCCAAGGGCUCUGCAAGCAGAAGCCGCUGUGUGAUUACUGGACGUGGAAUUCUGAAACGAAUAGCUGCUACCUGAAGAACAGCAGUGCCCCAUUGGGAAGGCUUCAGGACCUCUCUACAGCUGGAAUGAUCUCGGGACCCCGAGAAUGUCCCGCUACACAGCCUGACUGCCGUGAGCUGAACAUCGACUACUACGGCAACGACGUUCACAAAUAUGAAGAUGGGGAUGUGACUACGGCCAACGAGUGCCAGUGGCUCUGCCAGAACAAGGCUGACUGCUUCUUCUGGACUUACCUGACCGAACAGCGAUUCUGCUACUUGAAGAACUACGCAGCGGCGGGGACACGUGUCCCCCAUAAUGAUGCCAUUUCCGGCCCUAAGAACUGCCUGACUACUACCACAGGCGAUAUCGGAAACUCAUCAACUGGCACUUGCUUUGAACAUGACAUUCAGUACGUCGCACCAGCCCUCCCCCAUUCAGCGAGAGUCACUGGCCCCGAGGGAUGCCAGGCACUCUGCCAAGCAGAACCUCUGUGCACCGUUUUCGAGUUUUACGUUCACAGUGAACGAUGCAUCAUGAAGGAUCUCAGCCAAUUGUCGCCGCUGGAUCCCGUGUACAAGAGAACCGUUCCUGGAAUCAUUUCCGGUCCAAGGGAGUGCCCAACAACCGUCACGACUGCUCCCCCCGUCUCCUCUGGUUGUUUUCAAGUCGGAAUUGAGUAUAUCGGCCACGAUCUUACACAAGAAAACAGCGUACUACCUACAGCUACAUCAGCAGCCACCUGCCAGGCUUUCUGCGCGGCUGCAGCCAACUGCAAAUACUGGACUUACGUGGCUGCCACUUCACAAUGCACCCUCAAGGACGAGCACGCAAAUGCCAACAGCAUGAGCAAUGCGUAUGCUGUGUCAGGUCCAAAGACGUGCGCCUCUGCUGCGUAA
This is a messenger RNA of Toxoplasma gondii ME49, 3963 nucleotides long. Its product is annotated as PAN domain-containing protein. Gene Ontology annotation, cellular component: extracellular region. The transcript is spliced from 15 exons. The record is from RefSeq and is a predicted model, not a curated record. Gene Ontology annotation, biological process: proteolysis. Gene Ontology annotation, molecular function: protein binding. The coding region runs from base 1 to 3963 and encodes 1320 amino acids. Lineage: Eukaryota; Apicomplexa; Conoidasida; Eucoccidiorida; Sarcocystidae.